UACAAAAUAUCACCUUUCAAUCAGUUAACAAAAAUCAUUGUAAAAAACGCACAGUACUAGACGUGUGCUGACAAACAGACAACACACACAAAUUUAAGUGCAGCCGAAAUGGCUGAACCAGAACCAAAUGAGCCAAUCCCGGCUAAGCGGAGCAUGGGAAAAUGUUGCGGCUUCCAUUGGCGGGGCAAAGCAACAAUUCUCAUGCCAUUGUUGACCUUGCCAUUGCUGAUCCAUGGCGUUACAGAGAAAGAACCAGCAUUUAGAUGCAUGUAUCUGGUGUCCAAUAUGGCACUCUUUUGGAUAACCGAAGCGAUUCCUCUCUAUUUGACAUCGCUAUUUCCUGUGGUCUUUUUGCCACUCUUUGAUAUUUUGAGUUCCGAUCAGGUGUGCAAGCUGUACUUUUCCGAUACCGUUGUGAUGUUUAUUGGCGGCCUAAUCAUAGCCUUGGCCAUCGAAUAUAGCAAUCUGCAUCAGCGUAUUGCCAUGAAGACCAUACUCAUAGUGGGCUGCAGCCCCAGGCGUCUACACUUUGGCUUGGUUAUGGUGACAUGUUUCAUCUCAUUGUGGAUCUCCAAUUCGGCUGCCACAGCCAUGAUGUGUCCCAUUGUCAAGGCUGUGCUCAGCGAACUCGAUUCGCAAAAUAUAUUCACUGUGUACAAAACGCAAGAGGAGGAACCAAUGGAGGAGGGCGAUCCGCCACAUCCAUCGACCAUAUCGAUGGCCUUCUAUUUUGGCAUUGCCUAUGCCUCAACAAUUGGCGGCUGUGGCACAUUAAUUGGCACUGGCACAAAUCUAACCUUCAAGGGCUUAUACGACACACGAUUUCCCAAAUCGUUGACCAGCGUUGAUUUUCCCAUUUUCAUGGCCUAUGCCAUACCACUUGUGGUCAUUGUGAACGUACUGCUGCUAUAUCUUUCGCUGCAAGUCACACACAUGGGUCUGUUCCGUCCCAACAGCAAGACGGGCAAGGAGGUGAAGCGCGGCACCGAGGGCCAGGAUGUGGUGAAGACUGUGAUCAAGGCACGCCACACGGAACUGGGACCCAUGACCUGCCAUGAGAUACAAGUGACGCUGCUGUUCAUACUGAUGGUAUUUCUGCUGUUCACACGCAAGCCGGGCUUUGUGCCUGGCUGGGGGGACUUCCUAAAUGCACAGAAAAUAGGCAGUGGACCUCCCGUUUGGCUGCCCGUCAUAUUGCUUUUCGCAUUGCCCACACAGUAUACGUUCUUCAAGUACUGUUGCGGCAAACCUCCUUACACGGGUCAGAGCAUGGAUGCCCUGCUCUCCUGGGUCUACAUACACACGAAUACACCCUGGGGUCUAUGUUUUCUGCUGGGCGGUGGAUUUGCUUUGGCCGAGGGCAGCAAGGUCAGUGGCAUGGCCAAGAUGUUGGGUGAUUCGCUGGGAUUCGCCUCCAAGAUGCCAACUCUUGUCGUCGAGGGCAUGUGCAUUUUUAUUGGCCUAUUCUGCACCGCUUUCAGCUCAAAUGUGGCCAUCUGCAAUAUACUCAUACCGAUCUUCAGCGAAAUGGCAUUGGCCAUUAAGAUGCAUCCCCUGAAGCUGACGCUGCCUCCGACUUUGGCCAUCAGCAUGGCCUAUCAUCUGCCAGUGAGCACUCCGCCCAACGCCAUUAUAUCUGGCUAUGCUGGCAUCAAGACCAAGUACCUGGCCAUAGCCGGCAUAUUGCCGACAAUUUGGGCCUUUGUUAUCCUGAUGCUGAACAGUCAGUGGGGCAAAAUUAUCUUCCCGGAGACUGCAAAGUUCCCGGAUUGGGCAAAGACCUCCUAAACACGUAUUCUUAUUUUGAAGACACUUACACCCAAAAAAACAGAUUUUAAAGCCACACAAGUUAACAAAGACAUUCUCAAUGCCCCGAAUGACGGAAGGCAUAAAUGGAUCUGUGUUGGCCCAACGCCUUGGCUCAUUUCAUAUACACUCACACUCACACAGACACAAAACCCCAAAUCCACUAAGGGCUUUGUAAGCCAUUUGGAAUGUUAAUCAUAUACAAACAUAACACAUUAUGUGCACAUUUAACGAUGGCGCAAAGACAAAACAAAUUCCAAUAUUUUUGCUUCUUCUGCUCUCCUCUCAUGUAUGUAUCAUGUACAAACAAUUAAUGCACACAAAUCUAGCAUACAUAAGCCUCACGAAUCAGCGGAAUAAGUUUCCCAAUAAAAAUAAAACCCACACACCCCCCCAAAAAAAAACUAAAUACAAAUCAAAUUACAUUCCAAUGCAUGUGUAAGUCCCUCUGAAUGUUCAUGAAAUAUAUGCGCAAACGCUCGUUAAUAUCAGCAA
Molecule: messenger RNA, 2301 nt
Organism: Drosophila obscura
Lineage: Eukaryota; Metazoa; Arthropoda; Insecta; Diptera; Drosophilidae
Product: protein I'm not dead yet 2-like
Exons: 10
Coding region: 109-1788 (559 amino acids)
Biological process (GO): monoatomic anion transmembrane transport; citrate transport
Cellular component (GO): membrane
Molecular function (GO): succinate transmembrane transporter activity; citrate transmembrane transporter activity
Source: RefSeq, a predicted model, not a curated record